Aspergillus niger is the source of this 453-nucleotide messenger RNA. RefSeq lists its product as hypothetical. NCBI's taxonomy places the organism in Eukaryota, Fungi, Ascomycota, Eurotiomycetes, Eurotiales, Aspergillaceae. The transcript has a single exon. The coding region runs from base 1 to 453 and encodes 150 amino acids. The record is from RefSeq and is a predicted model, not a curated record.
AUGCAUUCUAGAUGGCGCGGAGGUCGCUCAUACGACCAGAACCGCCACUCGGCGCAAAGACAAUCCAACGCCCGCACCAUGAGCGCGCAUGGUGGGUCUCGGGGGGGACAGCAUAAUUGGGGAGAUUCGCGUGACCAGUUCGCUUCCGGGCCGCAGCAGGAGCAGCAUGUCCCCGUGCGAGGCUUCAAUGCCGCGGAGUCGAAGGGAGCUCUGAGAAAAGGUGCGUUUAGACCAACUUCUGUGCGAGGAAUGACACCAGCUAAUACACAGCUUGCGCUGGGCUCUAGGACCGGGAGGUGCGCAUACCGCUACUGCUCACCCGAAACCAAUGUCUACGAUUGCCUAUUGCUAACUCCCAUCUCCUCUCCAGAACCGAGGCCUUACCACUACAAACCACAAGGAAAGGACGUGAACAACCGUGCAAGCGGACCCUGGGGCGCAAAGCGUACGUGA